Pleurotus ostreatus (oyster mushroom) is the source of this 630-nucleotide messenger RNA. RefSeq names its product ATP synthase F0 subcomplex subunit OSCP atp5 (gene ATP5). Gene Ontology annotation, molecular function: proton-transporting ATP synthase activity, rotational mechanism. Lineage: Eukaryota; Fungi; Basidiomycota; Agaricomycetes; Agaricales; Pleurotaceae. The record is from RefSeq and is a predicted model, not a curated record. The transcript has 3 exons. The coding region runs from base 1 to 630 and encodes 209 amino acids. Gene Ontology annotation, biological process: proton motive force-driven mitochondrial ATP synthesis.
AUGCUGCUCUCUACCACCCGCCGCGCUGUCUCAGCCGCCCCAGGCGUCGGCCGUCGCGGUGCGCAUGCCAUUGCCCUGAAGUACUCCAAGGCCGUCUACUCCGCCGCCCUCGCAAAGUCACCGCAGACGCUCACCAAAGUUCAUUCCGAGCUCGCGGCCGUUGCGUCCACCAUAAAGUCGAACCCGGACGUCGCCUCCUUCAUUUCCAACCCCACCCUCUCUUCGCAAGAUCGUGCCGCAGGUCUCAGCACCUUCUUCACAAACGUCAGCAAGAAGGAACCCGUGUCGGACAUAACGAAAAAUCUCUUGACUCUCUUGUCGGAGAACGGUCGUUUGACCGAGACGGCUGGUGUUAUCGAGGGAUUCAACGAGCUUGUUGCUCAGUACAAGGGAGAGCUGACCGUCACCGUCACCUCCGCGACUCCUUUGCCCAAGGAUAUUCUCACCCGGCUGGAGACUACCCUCAAGGGUUCGCAGGCUGGUCAGCAAGCCAAGGUUCUCAAAAUCACCAACAAGGUGAAUCCUUCGGUUUUGGGCGGCAUCGUUGUGGAUUUCGGCGACAAGACGAUCGACCUGAGUGUCCAAUCACGCGUCACCAAGCUCAACAACGUUAUUCAGGAAUCGGUGUAA